Molecule: messenger RNA, 922 nt
Organism: Pseudopodoces humilis (Tibetan ground-tit)
Lineage: Eukaryota; Metazoa; Chordata; Aves; Passeriformes; Paridae
Source: RefSeq, a predicted model, not a curated record
UGUUGCGGGGCUGGCGGCGCCGGAAGCGCAGGGGUCCCGGAGGAGCCAUGGGGGUGAAGCUGGAGAUCCUGAGGAUGCUGGUGUACCUGUCCUUCCCCGUCGGGGUCUUCUGGGUCUCCAACCAGGCCGAGUUUUUCCAGCGUCACGUGAUCGACCGCAAGAGGGAGAUUUUCCCACCGGACAAUCCCGAACAGCGCCGGGCCAUGGCUGAGCUGAAGCAGCGGCUGCGGGAGAGGAAGGGGACACAGGAGUGAGGGGACAGGGGACACGCGGCCACCGACGGGACACGGCGGUGACAGAGGGGACACGGCGGUGACAGAGGGGACACGGCGGUGACAGAAGGCACACGUGGCUGCUCGACGUGGUGGCACCGUGACAGUGGUGCCGUGGCCGUGGUGGUGACACUGGAGACGCGUGGCAGUGCCUGUCCCCGUGGGCACAUCGUGACACCAGUGCCAGCACCGUGCUGGUGACAGGGGACACGUGGCAGCACCGAUGGCGUCACUGUCACUGUGCUGGUGACAGGGGACACGUGGCAGCACCGAUGGCGUCGCUGGCACCGUGCUGGUGACAGGGGACACGUGGCAGCACCGAUGGCAUCGCUGUCACCGUGCUGGUGGCCGCACCUGGUCCCCGUGUCGGUGGCACAAGGGACACGUGGCCUCGCCCGAUGGCAGCACCGCGGGUGGCAGCUGGGCGUCGUGGCUGCCCCGGUGUCCCUGCACUGGUGACGUGGGGACACGAGGGACUCGCGUGUGACGCGUGAGGGACCCACUGCUGCUCCCGGCCCGAGGGGACACGUGGCACCCCUGGUGUCCCCACCCCCAAUAAACGGCGCUGGCACUGUCCCCGGGGGUGGCACGGCCGUCCCGCAGUGUCCCCUGGUGCCACCCCCACGGGCGGCCGGUGUCCCUCAGUGUCA